This is a messenger RNA of Hypoxylon fragiforme, 1115 nucleotides long. RefSeq lists its product as uncharacterized. Bases 418 to 939 code for a protein of 173 amino acids. The transcript has a single exon. NCBI's taxonomy places the organism in Eukaryota, Fungi, Ascomycota, Sordariomycetes, Xylariales, Hypoxylaceae. The record is from RefSeq and is a predicted model, not a curated record.
UCACACACGGCUCACACCCAGCUGUUUGUUAGGGAACAAAGAAGAUGGGGGUCAAACCACGAGAUAGGGGGACUGUAUCAAACUAUGUUAUAGCCACCCCCUUUGUCUUCUCUACUGACGAACUAUAGCUCCAAACCAACCUCACACAAGCUUAUCUCAUCAGCAAUAGUGUCAUAUCCAAAAGGAAGUGGCAAUAGUUUUUCAUACAGCCUGACAAACGUCAAGCAACGUACGGUGAGUAAGUAUCACCCCCCCGCAAGACAAGCCGACGCAUCAGUCACCAAGUGCCAGGUACCUACCAGCCAAGUUUAGGCUUUUUAUACACAAAUACACAAGUACCACAGCACAGAGCUCUCUCGCAUCUGCCAUCCGACUUACUUCUGUACCUACAUCACUAACCUAGGUAAAUCCAACAAGAUGGAUAAGUCAACCCAGACCAAGUCCAACACGCAGGUCAAGUAUGUGUCGCUCGCGGACGCGGAGGUGAUGCUUGGUCAGAGCAGCGAGCAGCGGGGGCUCAGUGGGUCUGUUGCCGAAACACCCAACACCACCCCCAAUGCUCGUCGUAGUGCUACUAACGCGUCGCAGGAAUCGGGAGCAGCACCGCCAGCACCACCACCACCAUCUUCAUCGCAGCAAGUCCCUACGGCAACGCCGAGCCAGCAGCAGGAGGGCAAGAAGAAGAAGAAGACAGAGGAAGUGGAAGUGGAAGAAGAGGACGAGGGAGAAGUAUCCGGCUGCUCGCUCGACGAGUUCUGGAACGAGGCCUGCCACGACUGGGGUAACGUGCAGCCGACUAAGGCGGAGCGGACGGGGCUGGGCCGCCGCAAGGGCCUGGCGUGCUGUAAGACGGCGCCCGACUGCUUCACCUGCGGGGCCAAGCUCAAUGCCGGGAUGUUGAGCGGGGUACCUUGUAUGGUGUGCGGGUGCUUUAACUAGGUAAUUACUUACCUGGUAGCAUUGUUAGGUACCUACAUACGUAGGUAGCUUAGGUAGUUCUUUGAGGAAAGGGGGGGAGUUGAUUUUUAAGGUACCAAGAUAAACCAACCCCCUUUUUUUGCUUUCUCUCCGCUCUUUCUUCAAAGAGGGGGGAGGGGGUUUCAGACGUAAUAAAG